UUUAUUUUAAUCUAGAAACAUCUUCAAAUAUUGGAUUAUAUUUCAGGGUUUACCAGAGAGCCCACACAUAUUGUACUAGGUAUUAAAUGUAAUAGUGUAGACAGAUUGAACUCUUAUUUUGACAGCGGCGAGGCGGCUUUUCCUGCAAACCCACACAGCUCGUCAGAGAAUACGCUCUUCUGAGGUCAUCGAUCCCCGGGGGCGACACUGGUCCGCCGCUAUAUAAUCUUCUCAGCUCAGUGGAUGAAACCAACGGGCUCCAUCCGCUAACGAGAAAAAGCUAUCAGAAUCUAACCAUAAAACAUGGUGAAGAUUAGUUUCCAGGCCGUUACGGCGCAGAAGCCUGAAAAAGAGAUCGAUGAAGACAAGAUCAUUAUACCCCAGACUCACGGGCAGCUGGUUCUUCCUGUCGGGCACAAAAAGCCUUUUCCAACCGGCCUCUGCUGCCUCACCUUUGGCCUGGUGGUCUUCAUGUCAGGACUGGUGCUGUCCUCCAUCUAUGUCUAUCGCUACUACUUUAUACCUCAGAUCCCAGAAGACAGCUUGUUCCACUGCCGGGUUGUCUACGAGGACUCUGUGUACGCUCCUCUGAGGGGCCGACAGGAACUCGAGGAAAAUGUUGGCAUUUACCUCGACGAUAACUACGAGCAAAUCAGUGUACCGGUGCCGCACUUUGGAGGCAGUGACCCCGCUGAUAUCAUUCACGACUUUCACAGGGGCCUGACAGCUUAUUAUGACAUUGCUUUGGACAAAUGCUACAUCACAGAGCUGAACACAACCUUGGUGAUGCCUCCAAGGAACCUGUGGGAGCUGCUCGUCAAUGUCAAGAGAGGGACAUACCUUCCUCAGACCUACAUUAUCCAGGAGGAGAUGAUGGUGACAGGGAGGGUGAGGAACAUGAGGCAGCUGGGCCCCUUCAUCCACAGACUCUGCUAUGGCAAAGAAACCUACCGCCUGAGACGCCGCAAUCAGCACAGACGUAUCGAGAGGCGUGAGACGAAGAGGUGCCACAGCAUUCGUCACUUUGAGAACACUUUUGUGGUUGAAACCGUGAUCUGCGACAGGUUCUAAAUCUGAGCCGGAAAUAGGCGCCAACUUAGAAAACAGACCUCUUGAAUUCAUUAGGCUUUUUACUGCACUUUAAGAGCAAGUCUUUGUCCAACAGUUUUCCUUUUUCUUUUUUGUCUCAAGUUGGAAAUGCUCUGUCAUUGUUUGUGUACAAUGUUAUUGUCUUUUUUUAUUCACAGUCUGUAUAUUUGUAAAAUGUUAUACAUGUGUUUGGAUAUUUCUGUAGCUUCUCAAGCACUGCAUAAGAUGUUAUUGUCAGUUUGUUACAUUUACAUCAGAUCAAGACUUGAUUUGAAUUUAUUUUAGAAAUAGUGCACUGUGGCUGAUGGUAUGGAUAUUUUAAUGCUGCUUGCAUGGUGCACUAAUGUCGGUCUUUGUUACUUGGUCGUUUUUUUAUAUGUCAUGAAAUUGCAAAACAUACCUCAUGUACUUUUCUGUACGUUUCUUUGCUGUUUGUAUCAUUGAUGAUGUAUAUAACUUUGAUUGUUCCUAAGCAAUAUAUACUGUAAAUUGAUUUCUUCUAGAUUCCAUAUUGUUACAUUCAUAGAUUUUUUAUCUGAAAUCGACUUGUUUUGUCUCUUUAUUUCUUUCGGUGUCACACUUUACUACUCCUUGGAUAUAAUGACUUUAGACUGUAAUUAGUAGCAGUGCUUUGAAGGACAGAAGGAACCAAAGUCUGUGAUCAGAGAUGCUAUGCUUGGCAUUAAGGAAAUAUGAGAUACUUAGAAAAUGUGCUUUUUUGUUCAGAUCACUUACUGUAGAUGAUAUCAGGCUGAAACGUUGUCCUGCUCUUCCUCCUCUUCACCUGUUUUUUGUCUGUUAUCUUUAGCUCUUGCCAGUUCCCGAUCCGUCCUGUUCUGGCAUUACAAUCUUUAAAAUGUUGAUUUGUCCAACUUAAAAAAAUUGGGGCGUCUUUCUAAUGUAAAUGUGGAGCAAAUAUGCCUCUGUUGAGAGAGACCUGUGAUAUUUGCUCUUAUUUCACUGUCCUCGAUACUUUGUUUCAAUGUACAGACGAUUUUUCUUGUAAUAUCUUGCAGCUUUAAGAAUAAACUAUCAAACUUG
This is a messenger RNA of Pungitius pungitius (ninespine stickleback), 2130 nucleotides long. It is a transcript of the gene itm2cb, whose product is annotated as integral membrane protein 2Cb. Bases 304 to 1071 code for a protein of 255 amino acids. Gene Ontology annotation, molecular function: amyloid-beta binding. NCBI's taxonomy places the organism in Eukaryota, Metazoa, Chordata, Actinopteri, Perciformes, Gasterosteidae. The record is from RefSeq and is a predicted model, not a curated record. The transcript is spliced from 6 exons. Gene Ontology annotation, biological process: negative regulation of amyloid precursor protein biosynthetic process. Gene Ontology annotation, cellular component: Golgi apparatus; extracellular exosome; plasma membrane.